Messenger RNA from Phalaenopsis equestris, 714 nucleotides. RefSeq names its product histone H3.3. The coding region runs from base 109 to 519 and encodes 136 amino acids. Lineage: Eukaryota; Viridiplantae; Streptophyta; Magnoliopsida; Asparagales; Orchidaceae. Gene Ontology annotation, cellular component: nucleosome. The record is from RefSeq and is a predicted model, not a curated record. The transcript is spliced from 4 exons. Gene Ontology annotation, molecular function: protein heterodimerization activity; structural constituent of chromatin; DNA binding.
AUUACGGCUUUUCUUCCAUAAAUCUUUAUUUUCUCUAGAUUUCCGGGUCGCUUUGUCUGCGGAGAGAAAGGAAGGGGUUGAGCAACCGUUGGCAGUCUUUUUCCGGCGAUGGCUCGCACGAAGCAGACAGCUCGUAAGUCUACCGGCGGCAAGGCUCCCCGCAAGCAGCUAGCCACCAAGGCCGCAAGGAAGUCUGCGCCGACUACCGGGGGAGUGAAGAAGCCGCAUCGCUACCGCCCCGGAACCGUUGCACUUCGUGAGAUUCGCAAGUAUCAGAAGAGUACGGAGUUGCUGAUCCGUAAACUGCCGUUCCAGAGGUUGGUUCGUGAGAUUGCUCAAGAUUUCAAGACUGAUCUUCGGUUUCAGAGCCAUGCAGUGCUUGCACUUCAGGAGGCGGCUGAAGCCUAUUUAGUUGGACUGUUUGAGGAUACCAACCUUUGUGCCAUCCACGCCAAGAGGGUCACAAUCAUGCCUAAGGACAUUCAGCUUGCUCGUCGCAUUAGAGGCGAGCGUGCUUAGAAUUCCUUCUUCCGACCUUAUGUUUUUCUAGAAAUUUAGGAACUUGUUUCGUGAUACCUGGUUCUGUUAACCUGAACUAAAUUUCCUUUUAUUUGACAGACUUAUUUGGCUAUGAUGCUAUGUUUUGUGUUUUGUUAAACUUUUUGAAGAGUUAUUUGCUAUUUGGUAGUAUUAUUAAAUCGUUUACAUACUGGA